Molecule: messenger RNA, 2066 nt
Organism: Cydia strobilella
Lineage: Eukaryota; Metazoa; Arthropoda; Insecta; Lepidoptera; Tortricidae
Product: organic cation transporter protein-like
Exons: 8
Coding region: 25-1830 (601 amino acids)
Biological process (GO): transmembrane transport
Cellular component (GO): membrane
Molecular function (GO): transmembrane transporter activity
Source: RefSeq, a predicted model, not a curated record
AUAACUUAACGUAAAUCAAGUGCGAUGAAGGAGCAAGAAGCUAAGUCAUCGUCAGACAGGGUGGAUUGCGACGAGCUGCUGGCGCGGCUGGGCGGCUGGUUCCGAGCUAGGGUGCUGCUGUGUGCUGCGCUGGCGGCCGUGCAGGUCGGCCUGCUACACACUACGUACAUAUUCCUCGCCGCCGACGUGCCUUACAGAAGUUCAAAAUUUAAAAUAAUGACGGAGAGGGCACCAGGAGUGGACUGCGACGCCCUGAUGAAGGAGUUGGGGCAGUUCCGGCGGUUCCACCUCCUCAAUUACAUCCUGAUGGCGCUGGUCAGCUACACGGCUGCUCACUACGCCAUCAACUACGUGUUCCUUGCUGCCGAUGUGCCUUACAGAUGCGUGGUCCCCGAGUGCGAAGCCCCCAACAGCACCGACUUCAGCGCAGCAUGGACGGCGGCAGCAUUGCCCGAGCACGGCCGAGCGCAUAGAUGUUCCCGCCGGGUCCCACUUGACCCCACCCUCCCCUGCGAGGCGAACAGCGCAUUCAGUGAAGAUCUAGUAGCCUGCGACCAGUGGCUGUACGCUUCCGCUAAUACCAUCGUCACUGAGUUCAAUUUAGCCUGCCAAGAGUGGAAGCGGACGCUGGUCGGCACCAUCCACAAUAUCGGCAUGCUGGUGUCGUUGCCCAUCCUCGGUUACGUCUCUGACCGUUGGGGCCGUAAAACAGCACUGAUCCUGUCAUGCGUGCUCGUCGGGGCCAUUGGCUCUCUUAAGGCAUUCUCCAUCUCCUACGAGAUGUACGUCAUUGUGGAGUUCCUGGAGACGGUAGCUGGUGCUAGCGCUUUCCCUGCUGCCUUCAUUAUGACGAUCGAGCUCCUCGGCCAAGAGAAGCGAGUCUUAACUACAGCCUUCCUCGGCAUCAUGCUCGUCAUCGGCGGCCUGAGCUUCGCGCUCCUCGCCAAGGCCUUCAAGUACUGGCGCACCUUCAUCCUCGUUGUCUACCCACCUUCCCUCCUCUUCCUUCUUUAUAUAUACUUCCUCCCAGAAAGCAUUAGAUGGCUACUCUCUAAAGGACGUAAGGAAGACGCUUUAGAAAUCAUAACUAAAGCAGCGAAGAUGAAUGAUGUGACGCUUUCAGAAGAGACGAUUAAACAGCUUCAAGAAGCUAAAGCACCUAUGGAAAAGAAAGAAGAAGAAGUAGGAUUAUGGAUACAAGUGUUUAGAUCGCCUAUCAUCAUGCGGCGCCUAGCGAUCUGCUCGUGGUGGUGGAUCACUUGCACGUUCGUGUUCUACGGACUGGCGAUCAACUCGGUGUCGCUGGCGGGCGACAAGUACACCAACUACAUGCUGGUGGUGUCUGUGGAGGUGAUCGCGGUGGUGACUAAUGCGCUGGUGCUGGACCGGAUCGGACGCAAGCGGACGCUGCUCAUCGCGUAUAUUGUUUGUGGGAUUUCUUGCGUUGCCAUCGCUUUUGUGCCUCCUGCGAUGUCGUGGCUAGCGACACUGCUGUACCUGGUGGGCAAGAUCGCCAUCACGCAAGCGUUCAGCGGAGUAUAUAUGUACACAUCGGAGCUAUUUCCCACGCACGCGAGACACAGUUUGCUGGGCUUCUGCUCUAUGGUCGGCAGACUUGGCUCUAUCGUGGCUCCACAAAUGCCUCUACUGGCAAUCUACGUAGAUUGGCUUCCAUCGGUCCUAUUCGGCAGCACAGCACUAGUGGCAGGCGCUCUCAUGCUGACUACGCCAGAAACCCUCAACACUCGGUUACCUGACACCAUUCAAGAGGCUGAACAACUUGCCAACCAACAUAAGAAGCCUGAAAACUUAGAGAUGAAAGCCUGCUAGCUCACUUUUCAGAACAGCUCUUACUAACGCCGGAGACCAACACACAGUUAGCUGACACCAUAUAAGAUGUUGAAUUUGACAACCAACCAAACAAGCCUGAGAACUUGGUGAUAGAGCCCGCUAGAGCCUUCAUGCUCAACACAAGGUUAUCCGACACCAUACGAGCGGCUGAAGUCGCCAACCAACACAACAAACCUGAGAACUUAGAGAUGAGAGCCUGCUAGCCGAGUCAUGCG